AUGGACACAUCAAGCCCUGCAGUUUUUUUAGAUGCAAAGUUGUUGCCCAUGUAUAUGAGACGAAGGGUUCGGGCAGUAAUUCAGGUUGUGCAACCUAAUGGUGGUGGUGUUGUUAGAAAAUCUACAGAUAAAAAACAGUUGGUUGUAAAAGGCUCACCACCAUUGCCUCUUAUUACAUAUGUUGAGGUGAUUGGUAUUGCUGGCAGUAACCAAUCCAUCCAUGCUGAAAUAUGGACCAACUUUGGUGAUACAUUUGACAUGUACAAUUAUAAUCAGCUUUGCUUACUUGCAAAUGGAGAAUAUAAGCACUUGUUUAUCUGA
Molecule: messenger RNA, 321 nt
Organism: Camellia sinensis
Lineage: Eukaryota; Viridiplantae; Streptophyta; Magnoliopsida; Ericales; Theaceae
Source: RefSeq, a predicted model, not a curated record